UGCUGUUUUGGAACCCAUCAUCCAAUCAGCGACCGGUUUGGUGCAGCUGAACCAAUGAGGGCAGCGUUUGUUUCGAUGUGGCGAAUUAAAGCCUUCAACGACAAGUUCAGUUUGUGUUUGUGAAUGUAUGCUCAAAACUCGGAUUUCACAUUCAUAGGUGAUGUUGCGCAGUCUCCUGGGGAAGACGUUGGGGUUUGUGGGCUACACGGUCCAGUAUGGCUGCAUUGCACAUUGUACCUUUGAAUAUGUCGGAGAAUUUGUGAUAUGCUCCGGUCCAUCCAUGGAGCCCACCAUUGUCAACCAAGAUAUUGUCUUCUCUGAACGGAUGAGUCGUCACCUUUGCAAAAUACAGACGGGUGACAUAGUAAUUGCAAAGAGUCCAUUUGACCCAAAUAUGAACCUUUGUAAAAGGGUUAUUGGAUUAGAGGGUGACAAGAUCUGCACAAGUGGCCCAUCAGAUGUGUUCAAGUCCCACACAUAUGUUCCAAAAGGCCAUGUAUGGCUGGAAGGGGAUAACCUUAGGAAUUCCACUGACUCAAGGAGCUAUGGCCCCGUUCCCUAUGCCCUCAUCCGAGGGCGGGUUUGCUUAAAGCUCUGGCCGCUGCACAGUUUUGGGACCCUGAGUGAAAGCCCAACAAGACGGAUCACAGAAACUCACCAUGACUCAGACUGAGUCACCCACUUUGUUCACAUGGCUUUGUUUUUCAAUAAACCUAUUUAUUUUAUUAAAUAA
Betta splendens (Siamese fighting fish) is the source of this 733-nucleotide messenger RNA. RefSeq names its product inner mitochondrial membrane peptidase subunit 1 (gene immp1l). Gene Ontology annotation, cellular component: membrane; mitochondrial inner membrane peptidase complex. Gene Ontology annotation, molecular function: serine-type endopeptidase activity. Bases 161 to 673 code for a protein of 170 amino acids. Lineage: Eukaryota; Metazoa; Chordata; Actinopteri; Anabantiformes; Osphronemidae. The transcript has 6 exons. The record is from RefSeq and is a predicted model, not a curated record.